Oikopleura dioica is the source of this 1218-nucleotide messenger RNA. Lineage: Eukaryota; Metazoa; Chordata; Appendicularia; Copelata; Oikopleuridae. The record is from the annotation of a GenBank genome assembly.
AUGAGAUCAAACGGCGGAGGAUCCGGCGAUGCCACCAAUAUGUUAUGUCGCCAACUGUUUGUUGGGCAAAUCCCGGGCGAUUGGACCCAAGAUACUCUCUGCAAGCAUUUCUGCGAAUACCUUCACAUUCCGCUCGAAGAAGCUGAGGACGAAAUUCAUUUUGACAGGGAGAUCCCAGAAGAGGAUUACGGUACCAAAAAGAAAAUUGCCUUCAUUCGAUUUGCGAAACCGAUGAUCCACAAAAAAGCACUUGAUAAAACGACGUUCAAAGGAAGUCCAGUUUUACUCAAUAUCAAGCCGUCACAUUGGGAGCUAGAGGAGGAAUCAAACCAAGAAGAUAAGAAGAGAAAACUCUUCAUCGGAAGGCUGAGCGAUCACGUGACAGAAGACGACGUUGAAAAACUUAUUUCAAAAAUCUGCCCCGAUGCAGCGAAGUUGAUCGAGAACGAGUUCCCCCAAGUUCCGGAUAAGAACGAUGGCAAGCCCAAAAUCGCUUUUAUCCAGUUUGAAAAUCACAACGCUGCCUAUUCCUGCAAAGAUGCACUGAAGCGUGUUUUUGAAAACCCUCAACCCGAGGUGAUUUCGUUGUUGGAGCACAUGUGCUGUCGAAAUGCCAAGCUCAAGGAUCUCAUCGACUCUGUCGACUACCACAAACGAGGCAGGAACGAAAUCUUCAGCCUUUCCUCCUCCAAUUCAGUUCGAUCGCUGAACUCUUACAAUGGCGGCAACAUGGAGUUCUGGUACCGCGAAAAUGAAGCCGGCGCGACGAUCCACUACAGAAAAGAUCACGGAAUUAGAAGCGUCUUCAUUCCUUCCGAUCAUUUGAAGAAAAAGCCGCACCCACGAAUUCCUGCGCGUGGCACAAUGGUCGAAUACCGCGAAGUCGUCCCUGGCUUCUCUGACAUGAGCCUUCAUUCGUCAUUGAGCCAGUGCGCCGCGCUUCCUGCUCCAAGACCGAGUCGCUCAUUUUCUCGACUUAGUCAUCACACCACCACUUCGAUGUACUCAUCUCUAGGAGGACACGAGUCUCCAACUGGCCCUCGGCUAAGAAGUUCGCUGAGCGCUCAGCAUCAGUCAAUGCUGUCGAUGAAUCAGCAGAACCCCUACAGCGCGUUCCACAACCCGCACUCUCCCCUCAACUGGAACGGAAGCCGCCUGACUGGAACAGUGUCGGAGUCCUUCAUCAAUCGACAGCACAACCAGCAGAAUCAGAUGUAA